AUGGAUCCUGAGUCGUCAGCAGCCGAAGAAUGGCAGCUUGUAGGAUAUGGGCGAAAGUCUCUGAAACCUCAUGCAUCAAAGCCUACGCCUGCCAAACCUACCAACCUCAGCCAGCCAGAUCAAACACAGCCUACUAACUCGACCCAACCUGUCCAGCGUCCUGAGCCUGUCUGCAAAGAUCAACCUACUGCCAGCAAAACACAGCCGGCAGCCCUAAAGGGACCGCAGAAACAACAGAAAGCCCAGGUUCCGUAUUCCCAGGCCCCUAAAAGACCAGCUCCUCAUACCGCUACGCAGCCUAGAGGUGGUUAUCAGAGCGCCAGAGGACGGGGAGGGUCCAAUGUGAAACGUGGACAGGGAACGCCAGCUCGACAAUCCAGCCGUCUUUUCAGCGAUUCCCCUGCUAAGUCAAAGUGGAGAGCGGGCACCCCGCCUACAGGUGAGGAUAUUGUUCGAUCGAACCCUAUCCAGAUCAAGCUGAUCGUGGGAAUCUGCAUAGCGUCUAACGGCAGCCAUAGGACUUACCCCGUUUCCUCCUCACGCAGAUUCUUUGCAGCAGCAAGAUCAUCCGUGAUGGGCAGCGACUCAUCUUCGACUCAGUGUCGAUAUGAAGUCUUUGAAGUGAUCAACCGGAAGACUGGUGCCUACGUUAAACCCCCUCAUUUUUCAGACCGUUUGAUCCUUCUAUGGGGUGAGCCGUCGCAAGCGGCAUCUGCUCAAGACCUUCUUCAAUUGGUUUUGAAUAAAUGCAAAAGCAUUUCAUCGACCCUGAAGAAGAAAUCAGAGUGGGCCAGAAUCCACGGCCAUUCUGAAACCAAGGAAGCCAUGUUCGAGUUGCAAGAGCGACAUGGAGCUAUCUUACAGCAACUUCGAAGACCGCCAGAGUCGCUUGCAAUGUACCCUGAACAGUUGCUCUUCUUAUGGCCACGGGACGGCCCGUCUCUCCGAGAUUCUCUUGGGCCACAGCUGGAAGCCUUGGACACCAUUCGGGCGAAGUUCGCGUGUCAUCUGUUCAUUCCAAACGGCCUUGCGGACUUCAUCUGUGUCGUUGGUUGUGAUCAUGACACGAUCAAGGAAAUUGUUCGCCGCCUGAGGACAAAGUGGAGCGAAAUAAUCGCGAGCAGCAGCGUCAAGGCUAAAGUUUAUGUCGUCGAACCCCCACCGUCCGGCACCGUGAGCAGAAUCCUUACCGAAAAACCAAAGAAUGCGCCUUUCGUGGAACUUGCUCUGGUUCAUGACAAGAUUGAAGGGACGGCCCUUCAACAGUGGCUGGGACGAGCUGCUUUGAUCCUGUCCAAGAACGAUACUCGUCUUCUUAACGCCAUUGAGAGGUCACUGCGGGGUGUCGCCUUCGUUAGAGGACACUUGCGCAUGCGUGUGAACCUUGGCUCGUUUGUUCUCUACGAGUACCGCCGUCCAUUGAACGGCAAGUCUUACGAUUUUGAAGAGCUCCGGGAGAUGCUCCUACAUGAGCAAACCAAGGGUCGUUUGAUUCCGGGGUUAAAGACAAAGCAAGAUGAUCUUCUCCAGAGAUGCUAUGAAGCAACCGAUCUUCUCGCACCAUAUGAGCGCACGUCGUCGUCGUUGAAAGAUCAUGAACUUCUGUACUCUGUCAACUUCGAAUUCCAAGGGUCGAACACUGCGAUGCUACGACUAGAGGCCGAGUUUGCCAAAAGUCCUGGGGCGCACGAAUACGAAGUCACGCAAAGAAGAUGGCUCAGGCCUCGUGGAAGCGGCUCAGUAACUGAAAAUCGUCCUCCCUUGCAGAUUGGAGUCGUUGACCUUGAGAGAUCGGAUUGGCAGAUAGAGAUCAAAUCCCUUGAGUUCUACGAGGCGUCUGCGAUCGAUUCUAAAUUGAGGGCGUUUUCUCACUCUGUGCGGUUCCAGAGAAAUUCUGAUACUGGCGACAUUUGCGCAGCGCCUCGUAGGAAGGUCAUAUUCCCAGACUCGGAUCCAGUCUCACGGUUUGUGGAAAAGACCGCCAUUAGGUAUCGGCUGAAAGGAACAAGCUAUAUCUUCGAGAUUGCCCGCUAUGAUGAGUACAGCCGUCCCCGUGGCGCGGCCCUUUUCGGAACUGCCUCGGUCUCUUGGGGAGCGUCUGUGUUCGAUCCCAACUGGGACAAUUUGUUGGGAGAGCAUGCAAACCUACCAGUCGGCCAUAGUGCCAGAUACAGCCCCGGUCUGCACACGUUCUUCCCAUCUCGAGAACCAAGCUCUGAACCAGAUUACCCGGGCUUCUGGGAGUUUAUCGGCUUGGUAAGACUGGUUGCCGAAUUGCUUGGUCCUGUCCGGGCUUUGACUGAGCACGCUGUGCAUCCUGCACCUGCUUCGAGGGACGCGAAUAACAAGAAAGAGCCGAUCUCGUCAAAUGAUGCAGUGGCUGUUGGUGACCGUGGCGGGAUGCUCGAUGCUGACCUCGGUACUCUUUUUUGA
Molecule: messenger RNA, 2433 nt
Organism: Aspergillus campestris IBT 28561
Lineage: Eukaryota; Fungi; Ascomycota; Eurotiomycetes; Eurotiales; Aspergillaceae
Exons: 8
Coding region: 1-2433 (810 amino acids)
Source: RefSeq, a predicted model, not a curated record